AAUCAAACGAAGCUACAGUGAGGCACCGCCAAGAUCCGAUUGAGAGACGCUCUGUUGUAGUAGCUUAGCCUCGAGUGGAUAGAGAAGCUAACUAGCCGCUAGCUUGUGUGUUGACUGCCCCGGGCUUAAAAAGUGACAAACGGGAACUUACAGUUGUACACUGAAGCUUAACACCCUCGGUCCUUUGGGAUCAUGGCUAAAGAUGCUGGUCUCAUUGAAACAAAUGGAGAGCUAAAGGUUUUUAUUGAUCAGAAUCUGAGUCCUAGUAAAGGUGUCCUGUCCUUGGUUACUGUUCAGCCCACAGCUACCCCUGUGGCCAAGCAAUUACUACCUAAAACACUUGGGCCGUCAAAUGUAAACAUCGCUGCACAUAUGCCACAUAUUCCACACAUGGUAAUUGGAACACCACAGAGGCCAACUGUAUCCAACGCAAUAUUGGUAAACAGUCCACAUACUCCCAGCUCUCAGUUUCUUACACAGAGCCAACCACCAGAUGCCUCUCCCUGGUCAUCUGGUAAACGUGGUAAGAAAGGAGAGAAGAAUGGCAAAGGCCUGAGGCACUUCUCUAUGAAAGUCUGUGAAAAAGUUCAGAAGAAAGGAGUCACAACCUAUAAUGAAGUGGCUGAUGAACUUGUUGCAGAAUUCAGCUCUGCUGCAGACAACCACAUGUCACCCAAUGACGCACAUGUGUAUGACCAGAAAAACAUUCGGCGGCGUGUGUAUGAUGCACUCAAUGUGCUGAUGGCCAUGAACAUUAUCUCUAAAGAGAAGAAAGAAAUCAAAUGGAUUGGGUUGCCCACUAACUCAGCUCAGGAGUGCCAAAACCUUGAGGUAGAGAGGCAAAGACGGCUGGAAAGGAUUAAACAAAAACAGUCACAGCUUCAAGAGCUCAUUCUACAGCAAAUAGCUUUCAAAAACUUGGUGCAACGGAACAGACAGACUGAACAACAGGCAAAUAGACCUCCACCUCCAAAUUCAAUUAUACAUCUUCCAUUUAUUAUUGUCAACACCAGCAAGAAGACCGUGAUUGACUGUAGCAUUUCCAAUGACAAGUUUGAGUAUUUGUUCAAUUUUGAUAGCAUGUUUGAGAUCCACGAUGACAUUGAGGUGUUAAAACGUAUGGGUAUGGCUUGUGGCUUGGAAGUGGGAAAAUGUUCUCCAGAAGACUUGAAAGUUGCGCGCAGCUUGGUGCCAAAAGCUCUGGAACCUUAUGUUAUUGAAAUGGCAAAGGGUCCCAUUAGUAAUGUUUACAUGACUGGUGGAUCUUCUGCUAAUGGAGCCCGAUACCCUGCUAGCAGUGAUGGCUGUACUGAUGGCACCAUGGCUUCAAGCUCUAAUGACUCUCACUACAGCGGCUCUCGUGUGGAGACUCCGGUGUCUUACAUGGGGGAUGAUGAUGAUGAGGAUGAGUAUGAUGAGAAUGACGAUGAAGACUAACCUGUCUACACCUCUCGGCUCCAACAAGCACAGUCCUUAAAGUCACCUUCACUAUGGGAAAUAUGUCCCCUUUCCCCAGUUUUCAAUGCCUGCAUUUCUGGUUUACUCAGGGGUGAGGUUCAGUAGAAAGAAAAAAACAGGUGUGUAAUGCGCCCUUACUUCUGCGUUUGCGUCAUAAGCACCUGAACCAUCCUAUUGAGAUGUUGAAGGGAACUGUUGAUCAACAAACUGUAUGUCCAGUCUGUGUCUUGAUAAGCCAUCCCACUAGAACCACCUGUAAAAUGUACUGCUGUUGGAGAAUGUGUAAUGUAUGUUGUGGAAUUUCUGUGUUGCGAUGAACGUGUGGCUGACCUAAUGAUCAAAAGUUGUGGGAUGGCCCAAUUUUCUGCUUUAACAUGCUGAUGACGCCACACCAAGGACUCUGGUUAUCCUAUAGCUCUCAUACCAUCCAAGGAUGUGGCUACACCAUUUUGUCAAUAGAUUUUUGUUUGUGUUCCUGCAAAACUUAGAAAUGAUUUCUUAACUCUCAUUAUGUUGGCCCGGCUUCUGUUCUGUAGGCAGCUGCUUUCAUGUUUGUUAGAUUUGUUUUGUUGUAUUAAGUCAAGGAAGUUUCCUACAUUAUCCUGCAAUGCCUUGGUAGUGUUUACAUAAUGAUGGCACCAGCAAGGUAAACCCCUCAUAACACAGGUUUUUGAUAGGUAAAUAAGCUUUGUUUAUUACGUGUAAGAAUUCUAUGACAAUUGUAGUGUAGAGUAUCCUGUAGAGGCCAGUGGUAAAAUAGACCUACCAAAACAAAACUGUUGUAACAAACAAUCCCUUUUAAAUUGAGCAACGUGUACUGACUCUUCCAAAUACUUUUUGUGUAAUCUAAUAUAAGUUUGCAAAUUAAAUAUAGAUUGUUUUAA
This is a messenger RNA of Periophthalmus magnuspinnatus, 2342 nucleotides long. It is a transcript of the gene tfdp1a, whose product is annotated as transcription factor Dp-1, a. Lineage: Eukaryota; Metazoa; Chordata; Actinopteri; Gobiiformes; Gobiidae. Gene Ontology annotation, cellular component: nucleus; transcription regulator complex. Gene Ontology annotation, biological process: regulation of cell cycle; regulation of transcription by RNA polymerase II. Gene Ontology annotation, molecular function: RNA polymerase II transcription regulatory region sequence-specific DNA binding; DNA-binding transcription factor activity, RNA polymerase II-specific. The transcript is spliced from 12 exons. The record is from RefSeq and is a predicted model, not a curated record. The coding region runs from base 193 to 1437 and encodes 414 amino acids.